UCUCACACAAUUAACAUGUGGUUUGCAAUUUUAUAUAUCUUUUCAAUUUUGCAGAUAUUUGAAACUAUCUAUAUGGAAAUCAAAUUAGGUGAUGAACUAAAUUAUAUAUAUGAAACAUCUAUUACAAAAUGUGGCAAACAGUCAUAUAAAAAUAAUAAAUUUAGUUCAAAACUAAAAGCAACAGUUAAAAUUGCCCUACAUUGGGAAAAUAUUGAUAAGUCACAUUAUCAAACAUCAUUGAGUAAAUUAUAUGAAUUAAAAAUUUCAAAUGUUGAAUUCCCCAAAAAUAUUGAAGAUAAAUUUAUGCUAAAUGUAUUUUCUCUUGAUUCAUUUCAAGAGCCAUUGUAUUUUCAUACAUAUGAUAAUCAAAUAUCUCCUGUAAUAGUGUCAAAUUUAGAUUCAAGUUUAUCUGUCCAAAUUAAAAAAUCUAUAGCUAGCCUUUUUCAGUUGACAGGACAUAAUAUGACAGAACGGGACACCCAUCAUGAUUGUCAAGUUUUGUAUAAUGAAAAUGAGGUCAAACAUACUCUCUAUAAAACCAAAAUAUGCCACCACCCAGCCUUUUCUAAAUAUACUACAGAUAGGAGUUCUAUUAAAAGUUACAACAUGAAAACAAUAUCUAGAUCCUUAUACGUUCUAAAUUUUGAUAAAUCAUAUUUUCGAAAGGUCACAAGUUUAUCUACUACUCUCAUCUCUUCCCACUUAUCAAAUAUCAAAGUUUUUAAUUGCUCAACAAGGCAAAGCUUAAAAUUUGUUAGAAGUCAAAGAUUAAAAGAAAAUGUCAUCUAUGCUGACAGUUUAAAUGAAGCCUUGUUAAAGAUAAACCCUAAAUAUAUGGUUGAAUUUCAAGGCGAAGCCUUGAAAUUUGAGCAGGAGCUACCUGUUGAUAACAAUUUUUUGAAAAUUUCGAAGAAUAAUACCUCCGUCUACGAGAACUUUAUACAUAAGUUGUUGCAAGAUUUGCAAACAUCUUACAAUAUUUUUACGCAACAGCAGACGACUCCUAAUAUCAUUUCAUCUCAUUUUACCAAUUUUAUGACUGCCGUUGUCGCUAUUAGAAAAAAUGAUAAUUUGGAUUUUUUGGAAACAUUAUUUAAAUAUGCUAGAAAAAGCUAUCCACUUAUAAUGCCACUUUUAGUUGAAGUGUUAUUAACAGCCCAGACUAAUUUAACCAAUUCUUUCGUUUUUCAAAAUUUAUUCAACGAUUCUGGUCUCCAACAAAGUAAGAAAAAUAUGUUUGGCCCCGAUUCAAAAUCCUAUUUUGCGCGUGGCAUUAUAGCCCUGAGUCAUUCUAAAUAUGUGGACGAUGAAUUUUUGGAGAAUAUGAUAACACUUGUUUACACGUUAAAGGCAAGUCUUGAUCCUGAAACUAAACGUAAGAAAGAGGACCUAAUGGUUAUUAUAAGCAUCGUUCUAUGGCAAAAAUGCAAUUUCAAUUUUUAUUGCCUCAAAAAUCAAAUAGUGAAGGAGAAUCUUCUUAAUUCCUUUUAUCGCUUCCUCGAAUAUUCUUGGUCCGACCUUUUAUCGCGAACUAGUUCCGGUGGACAUUUAAAGCCCCUUGAUAUUGACACGUUCUCGUAUUUAAUAUCAUCUACGUCCAAUGUUAAAACCAUCCAAAGCGCCAUAUUAUUAACUCGAGCUUUUGAGCGAUUAUUCGCGGGCAAUAACAACGAUAUGGAAACUUAUUAUUUGUUGAAGGGAUUGGCCACUUUUCCUUGCUCGCUCUUUAAGAUGAAGGGCCCUAAAAAAGUGUUAAAGACAUUCGGUUUUUUUAUGCCGGAGGGAGACGGGAAUGACGAAUUGGAGACCCUUUCAAUAUUAAACCGAGGCUUUUUCCGUGAUAAAAAUAGUGCAUUGGUUAUGGGCGAAAUUUUUACCAUUUUAUUGCGUUGUGAUAAUUCCUACCUUUUUACAAAACACGCAAUUCAACAUAUGGUAUAUAAAGUGUUUCUCGAAGACAAGAAUUUCGUUACCUUUUUGCACCUACAUCAACGUUUUAAGAAACAUAUAGAAACAGAUUCGUUUGACCAAUCCCCUAAAUUCGGCACUUAUACUCCUAGGACCUACAGUGAAGAGACAAAAGAGGGCAAAAGAAUGCUACGGAGUUUAUUCCCUUAUUUUCUCAUGGCCUUAUCCUCCGGCGCUUAUUCCGACCAUUUUCAAAAUAAUAUAAUAUCUUAUUCUUAUUACAAAACCGAUUUUUUGUUUGAUGCAAAUGGAAUACCUUCCAAACUAGAUCUAGGUUUUACCAUAGCCAAUCAAGAUAUAUUCAAUCUAGAAAUAAAUAGCCAAAGCUUAGGUUCUGCCAUCGAAAGAACGACAUCUUUUUUUUCGGCUCCUUCAAACCCGAGUAAAUUGCAACCUCGUGUAUCCUUACAACUCAUGAACGGUCAAUUUUUUUUGCCUCGACACUUGCAUAUUAUUUCUUCUGAUUCGGAUAUUAUGGGGUUAGCAUUUUCCGGAGGGAACAAUAAACCUAGCACUCUUUUUAACAUGAAUGUCAUGAUACAAGAUUUGAAGGGUGCUUUCUCGUUAGCAAAUGGGUUUCCAGUAUAUAUAACUAUCAUGGGCAUGUUAAAUGUUCAAAGCGAUGCCUCUUUAGAAAUUAAUGUAUUUGGAAAAAGCUAUCAAUCUCUCAUUAAAACUAAGUUUAAUUUUUUCACCAAAAUUUCUUCUCAAGUUUUUGACAACACUUACGUCACUUUUGUAGAUUUCGUUUCUCGCGCCAAUUAUCCCAUCAUAACAAAAGGCAAAUAUGAUUCAAAGAAGGGCCGGCAUUCCUUCAAAAUUGAUUUUUCGAAUGCCCUUUUAUCAACUAAUUAUAGCAAAAUUGAAAAUUUCAAUCGAUUAAAGAAGGAUGGAAGUUUUAAGAAGAAAAUUAAACGCUUCUUUUCACCUAUAUUUAACUUGAAUUCGUUAUUUUGUUUCCCAAUCCAUAGAACACCUAAUAUAUUUGGAUCUCACAUAAUAUAAUAUAACCAAAGCAAACGCUAAUCGGUGCUAUUUAAUUUAAAACAUUUACAGUCACAAUUAUUCUGUAUGUGCAAUUUAUAAAGCUUCCAAAAAUAUUUGAUUAUUUUUUAUAAAAUUUUUAUAACAAAAUUUUAAUAAAUUAUAUAUAUUUUUACGUUUAAUUGCUGGCAUAUGGCAAUAUUAUAAAAUAUUUUUAGGAAUUAUAUGUUCUAAGAACCUUUUUUAAUAAACUCUUUAUUUUUAUUUAAUUAUUUAAUACGUGCCAAGCCAAUUGUUAUUCAUAUUUAUGAAAUUAAAUUAACUUUUGAAAGACUCACCUAAAUGAGACAUUAAGUCUCUACAUUAAAAUUAUUAAAUAAAGUUAUUAUAUAUUAAAUAAAUCGAUAUAUAAAAAAAUAAUUGCAAAACUUUAAUACAAUUUAUAAAAUAAAAUAUUUUUUUUUAUAAAUUACAUACAAGAAUCUAUUUUGUAACUAUAAAGAUAUUAUUCAUAUGUACCUGCAUCUGCCGAAAAUUGAUGUAAUCUCAUAAAUAUGAUUAACAAUGCCAUACAUACAAUCAAUUAAAAUAUC
Molecule: messenger RNA, 3545 nt
Organism: Gordionus sp. m RMFG-2023
Lineage: Eukaryota; Metazoa; Nematomorpha; Gordioida; Chordodea; Parachordodidae
Exons: 18
Coding region: 16-2973 (985 amino acids)
Biological process (GO): lipid transport; lipoprotein metabolic process
Cellular component (GO): Golgi apparatus; endoplasmic reticulum; basolateral plasma membrane
Source: RefSeq, a predicted model, not a curated record